Molecule: messenger RNA, 2473 nt
Organism: Neocloeon triangulifer
Lineage: Eukaryota; Metazoa; Arthropoda; Insecta; Ephemeroptera; Baetidae
Product: ras GTPase-activating-like protein IQGAP1
Exons: 14
Coding region: 153-2021 (622 amino acids)
Biological process (GO): regulation of actin cytoskeleton organization
Cellular component (GO): cytoplasm
Molecular function (GO): GTPase activator activity; calmodulin binding; actin filament binding
Source: RefSeq, a predicted model, not a curated record
GCAAAACGGCGGGCAACGGGUGUCACAAAAAUCUGGCGUGCCAGAAAUUCUCCAAAUUAAUCACGACUUCUGACAGAUUCGCAGAGUUUUGGGCGCAUUUUAUGCAUUUGCAGCAUUUCGCCGAGGUGUAGAUGUGAAAAGCACCGUCGAACAUGCCUGGUGUCAUCGAGACAGACGCAAAAGCCGAUGCUCCCGGCAUCGUGCGUCCCAACAUUGACAAAUAUGAAAACAUGGACGAGAUGCGUCUGCAGGACAUGGCCUACCAGUACCUUUGCCACCUCGAGGAGUCUAAAAAGUGGCUGGAGUCCAUACUGCAGAUCAGUCUUCCACCUUCGACAGAAUUAGAGGAAAACCUGCGCAACGGAGUGGUGCUUGCCAGGCUGGGACACCUGAUUGCCCCGGAGGUGGUUUCGCUGAGCAAAAUCUACGACAUUGACCAGUCGAGAUAUGACAGAUUUGGCCUCCAGUUUCGUCACACUGACAACAUCAACAAAUGGAUUGCUUCCCUAGAUGCCGUCAAGCUGCCCAGGACGUUUUUCCCAGAGACGACUGACGUUUACGACAAAAAGAACAUGCCUAGGGUGAUUUACUGCAUUCACGCCUUGUCGACGCACCUUUUCCGACUUGGCAAAACACCAGCCAUGGGCGACCUCUAUGGAAAAGCAUAUUUCACUGAUGCUGAAAUUGAUGUUAUGAAGAAGGAGUUGGUUAAGGUUGGAGUUCAGAUGCCGCUUUUCCAAAAGAUUGGAGGAUUGCUUGCCAAUGAAAUGCCCGUUGAUAAGGCUGCCUUGCACUCGGCCAUCAUUGCCAUCAACGAGACUCUAGAUAAAAAAGAAGGUGAUAAUUUCCUCCAUGCUUUGAAAGCUUCUGUUGCCAAGCUCAAAUGGGUAGUUGAUGACCAUAUGGGCAAAUACAAAGCAGUUAUGGUUCAGGCUAAAAAGGACAAAACGGCAGUAGCACAGGACAAGUCAUUGAGUGAUAGUUACACUGCUGAUGUAUAUGAUGAGCUGCUGACGCAAGCUGAGAUCCAGGGAUACAUUAAUUCUGUCAAUAUUGCUGUUGCAUGGAAUGCUGUGUUGAAAGCUGUUGAGGAUGGAGACGAAGGCGCACUGAAGUCAGCUUUGCGGGCUGUUCCGUUAGCACUGAAGGCUGUGGAUGAUAAAUGCAUUGGUCACUACAUGAAGGACCUUCGCGGCAUGGUAGAGAAUAAUGAUCUCCAGGAAACACCGCCUGACUCUCUUCGCUGCCGACAAAUCCUGCAAAAUGUGAUCACAGCUGGAAACAACAUUGCUUUGCAAUCAGCUCUUCGUUUGGAAGCCAUGUGGAAUGUGAACAAAGCUCUGCGAAGUGGCACUCCAGUAGAAACUCUAAAGGCUCUGCAAAAUCCAGCUCUUUCUCUGGACAAUGUCAUUCCCGAAGCUGCUCCUCUUUAUCAUUUUGAAAUGAAAAAUGAUAGAAGCGACCUAGAGCGUGACUUGACAAUCAAGGAAAUCCAGGGCUGCAUUGAUUUACUGACUAAAAUUGCCUGCGUCACACUAGCAGUCGACAAGAACAACACCAAGGAAAUGUGGAGAGCUCUAAAAAACCUUGGUGAUAUUUUUGAUCUGGAUGAAUAUUUUAUCGAUGACUAUUGGAAAACGUUUUACGAAAUGAGACAAAAGAAGUUGUUGGAGAAAAGCAGAUGCCCUAUGCUGACGUAUUUUGACAUCGACGACUGUGUGACCCAAGUACACCAAAAGAUUGACAUGCAAAAUCAAAUGGUGGGCGCAUUGCAAAAAUUGAACCGAGCUGUGCUUAAGGACAACCAACGAGAGGUUUUCGGUGCACUUGAAAUCCUGAGUUCUCAGAUAGACCUUCCUGUGGAGGAGAAGAACUCUAGGCUGUACCUGCGGAUUUUGCAGGCCAUCCGAGAAGAGGAAGACAGAGAAUCAUCUGAACUGUGGCUUUCCGACGCAGAGGAGGCAAUUCGAAUGGCUGACGCAGAGUCACGAGAGGCUGAGCAGGCAUGUGCUGUGGUGUAACCACAGGGACCUUUAAUUAUUGUAUUGCAGAAGAAGAACUUUAAUUGUACAAAUCUUAUAAUUAUGUAACCGCGCGCGUUAAGGCCAUUUAGUAUAUUAACCAAAGCUGAGCACAACCCUUAAGUUCCCGCCCCGCGCGCCACGCCACCACCAAGAACUACGACCGCCGCGCUCAGGGCGCCACCUGAGUGCCCAAGCAGACGCUUCCUGGACUCGACUGAGUGUGGUUGUAAUGGUUUCCCUUCCCGCUUUAAAAGGUAUUGCUUGGCGCCCACGCUAUAUAAAUUCCGAACUGAAUAUCCCUUUAAAUCAGCUUAAUCCGUUCACUAAUUCAGCCCGAACUUUAAAACUCAGCAUUAGACUAUUAAAUCUAAUAGUAAUUCCGCAUUAGUUUGGCCAAUUAUUGUUUAGUAUUAAGAAUAAUAAACCAUCACUUUAUUUGUUAUUGUUAA